Molecule: messenger RNA, 2161 nt
Organism: Chroicocephalus ridibundus (black-headed gull)
Lineage: Eukaryota; Metazoa; Chordata; Aves; Charadriiformes; Laridae
Gene: ZBTB25
Product: zinc finger and BTB domain containing 25
Exons: 2
Coding region: 625-1698 (357 amino acids)
Biological process (GO): regulation of transcription by RNA polymerase II
Cellular component (GO): nucleus
Molecular function (GO): DNA-binding transcription factor activity, RNA polymerase II-specific; RNA polymerase II transcription regulatory region sequence-specific DNA binding; protein binding
Source: RefSeq, a predicted model, not a curated record
CAGCUCUCCUCCUGCCUGUUAACUACUCUGCUCAGCUUUCCCCUUUUUCCCCUUUCUUAAGGUAUUAAAGUCUAAAAGAGCAUAAGUGGGGAUGUUAGAUGGUCUGAGAUUAUUUUCCUAACCCAGCACAAGCCUCGUCUCUCUAAACAUUCCCAGUCCAGAAUGUGCUGUCCUUUAAAACCACCCUCUUAGUCAGCACACGCCAACAUCAGGCCCUGCAUUUUGGAGAUGAGACAUUUGCGUGACCAGAGAAAAUAAACAUGUAAGUACCACGGUCCUCCUGCAGUGAGACCUCACAGAUUGGCAAUCUAGGGGUGUGCAGGUACCUCCUGCCCAUAAGCAGCGCGUCCAUUGCUUUGUGUUAGCUUGUAGGCAAGCUUGCUGGGUGGGACUGUCCCUUCUGGUAGGAACCUAUGGGCUUGAAGCAAUCGAGAAGCCAUAGCCUUAUCGCUGUUCUGCGCUUCAGACUCUUGCAGAUAAGGCCCGAGACUGAGAUCAUCAAUUUAUUUCAAGCUGCUGUUCAGAUGCUUCACCUGGCUGGGUCAGGAGUGGUUCUGCAGCGAAUGCAUAAAGAUUCAGCCUGCGGACAUCCAGCCUGACAUAUUUAGUUACUUGUUGCAUAUCAUGUACACGGGGAAAGGGCCAAAGCAGAGCGUCAGCCAGAGCCGACUGGAGGAGGGCAUCCGCUUUCUCCACGCAGACCACCUCUCCCAUAUCGCCAUCGAGAUGAACCAAGUGUUCUCCCCAGAGCCCGUCCAGUCUUCAAACUUGUACGGCAUCCAGAUCUCGACCGCCCACAAACCGGCGAAGGAACGCCUGGGAGCGAAGGAGAAUCUGCCCAAGGCGGGCAGCAGGUCCACUGCCCAGGGCGACCACCCGCAGCUCCAGCUCUCUCUGGCCAUCGGCCUGGACGACAGCUCCCUCGACCAGCAGGUCGCUCGCCCUUCUGCUCAGCCCACUGCUCUCGCCAAGCCGGUGGAAGAGCGUCCGAAGCUCUCGGUCUCCAUAAAGCAGGAGAGGUGCGACUCGGAGCCCGUGGUGUCCCAGAGCUGCACCCCUCCUUCUCCAGAGGUAGCAAGCCCCGUCUUUGCUAAGGCCAGCCUCAAGGUGCACCUGUGUCACUACUGUGGGGAGCGUUUUGACUCCCGGGGGGGGCUGCGGCAGCACUUGCACACCCACGUCUCGGGCUCGCUGCCGUUCGGCGUGCCGGCCUCUAUCCUGGAGAGCAGCGACCUGGGGGAAGUCCAGCCUCUGGCUGAGGACAGGGAAGCUGGGGAUGGCCACCGGCUCGGGGCCUUCCUUCUCAAGGAGGAUGAGCAUCAGCUGGAGCAUCCGAGCUGCAGUGACCUGGAGCCUCUGCAGAUCGGCCAGCUCUCCCUCAUCUCCAAGGAGCACGAACCGGUGGAGUUGAACUGUAACUUUUCUUUCUCAAGGAAGAGAAAAAUCAGUUGCACCGUCUGCGGCCGCACGUUUUUCCGGAAGAGCCAGCUGCUCGAACACAUGUACACGCACAGAGGGAAACAGCACAAAUACAGCCGCUGCCAGCGGCUGGAGAGCCCCGCGACCCCCAGGUUUCAUCCUUACUGUGACAGCGAGAGCGUGGGGAAAAGCUCCAGUUUAUCCCAAGAGCACUUAGAUGAAUGUAUACUGGAGUCGGAUCUCAUCCAAGAAAGCGUUGAUACGAUCCUGGUAGAGUAGUUCUCCCCCUGUGUAGCCUUUAGGUGCUGAAACGGGAUAUUUUGGCAUUUACCACCUAGUGAGCGGUGACUUGCCGCAGCUCAUUUUCUUCCACCACUGUUCCCAUCGCCUCUGAGAUAACUGUGGAGAACUGUGUACUUUGAUUUGUGUACUUGCCUUUUUACUUCUCUAACUUUUAAACUCAAGCUAAUCCCCACCUCAGUCCUUCUUGGAAGCCUCUGUGUAACUCAGUUACAUUUUUUGUAAAUGUAAACUUACUCCUGCCCUGCUUUACUAGAGUCAAGACUGUGUUGCUGGGUGUGAGGUUUAAACAUCGUCUGAUACGCUGCACGGUGCCUAGGACUGCUUGUAUCCUGUAGAAUUGCUGUUCUGAAACUAGAUGGAGGGAAAUGUAGAGGGAAAUGUGUAUUGUGUUUCCCAAACAGUUUGGUUAUAAUUAAAAUAUAUGUCUCAAGGAGAUAAA